AGCCUGUCGUGCUUCCUGCCUUUGCUGAGGGAGGGGACGGUGCUGACGGCUGGGAGGACGAAAGGAGAGACGAGAAAGCCUUUGGGAAGAUAAAAGAGAGCGGGGAACGGCCCGGGUUUCCACCGUCCGUCGGGAAAUAAACACCCCAAAUUUUCUGUAGCUGCUGGAUUUGUCACCGAAUCGGCGCUGAAAAUGUCGACCAGUCGUCAGCUUAGCGAGAGCAGGGCCAUCCCGACCAGGACGGUGUUGAUCAACGACACAACGCAGCUACCUCAUGACUAUUGUACCACCCCUGGAGGCACUUUAUUUUCUACCACUCCCGGAGGAACCCGGAUCAUCUAUGACCGUAAGUUCCUGCUGGACAGGCGUAAUUCCCCCAUAGCCCAGACUCCCCCGGCUCACCUGCCUGUCAUCCCUGGAGUGACCAGCCAACAUGUCCUGAGUGAGAACCAGAAGAAUGAAGCUAACAACCACAUCAACAACCAUGAUGGCAAACCCACAACCGGCGAUGAUGCUCAGUUUGAAAUGGACAUCUAACAGACCGAAACCACACCAGCAAAAGGAAAUGACCUGGCAUCAUGCGUGCCAGUGGCUUGGCUUGUAGAAACCAAUGUUGUGAGCCCUCAUGGCAGCCAUCUUCUUUAGCUCUUUGUCUCACUGCUGGAUGUAAUGUGUGUAAACCAUGGGGAUUCAGUAUAUCAUGCAUACAGGUACAGUGUGGCCAUCUCUGGAAACUAGGUUUAUUUAAAUCGAUUUCCGUGGCUACCAGUCGCAGUACAAAUCAACAACUACACAACAAGGGAGCGGGCCUGAAUAUUACAAACACAGACAAACUGUCCAAUUCGUAGAUUGCAGUGUUCAUCUUACAGCUUUCUGUAAGCCCUUAACAGAGCACACUGUAAAACCAACCAAACUCCAAGUUAAUUCGGGGAGGAAGUGGUUAUUAUUAGUACUGGCCUUAGAAUCAGUCGAAAGCUUUGAUAUUCAUCACAGUCUUUGGUUUUGAAGACCCUUGUAAGCAUGUUAUUUAAGUGAUUUUUUUUAUUUUUUUUCCUGUUUUGGUUUUUGGAACUACUUGAAAAGCUCCACAAUCUAUUAUCAGUUGGAUCGUUUAGGUUCCAGUGAUGGUAUGUAAAGGGAUGCUGUGUUGCUUCUGUUUUUCAGAUUAGGUGAAUAUUUCAUGCCAUUCCAAGAUUUUUAGUUUCCAUUACCAAACACAAGCCUGCGGGAGUUUCUCAAUGUUCAGGGGAAAACAUUUUUUUUAAAUGAAUUUUAGGCUGUGAUUGAACUGUUUUGUAGUCAUCAAAUGAUUGUAUUUCCCUCUGUUAUGUAAUGGUAAUUAUAAAUCUGGCAGUUUAAAGCAAGCUCUUCAUUCAUAGUUUAGUUUCAGUACAGUAUAACAAUACGAAGCCACUCGAUUUAUCAGUAUUGUGGCCUCGCUAUGAAUUUUAUUUACACAUUUCUCGUCUGCCAAGAAAUAUGACUACACUUUGAUCUAACUUGUUGUGUUGGCAGGAGCUUUGUGUACAUAAUUUGAUAAAUCUAAGGAGGAGGUAAUACUUGGCACCAUCUGCCAGGUGUUUUUAAAUAUCCAGACCAGAUGUAAGCAUUGAGAACAACAUGGAAAUAGUUUAUAUCCCAUUGUUCGUUUUUGGGGUGCGUUACAAGAAGAUUUUGAAAAGAACAAAAAACUUGAAGAAAAUCCAGAUGUUUUAUAUGCAUUUUAUUUUUUAAUACAGUUUCUUAGUAUUGAGGGUAUUUGUUUGGGUAUAAGCACUGUCAAGCCUCUGGAUUUGUCAGACGUGUUGAGGAACCAGAAAACAUUAUUUGCAUCAGGCUUGAUAGAUGCUGUCCCUAAAUCUAUAAAUCUGUCCCCAGUGUCCUUAAUCCAUUUUACAUUACCUUAUUCUUUUCACGAGUCAUGCCCGCCCAUGCCUUACUUUACAUGAAAUGCAGUAACUAAAAUAGGUUCCUUUUCAUCAAUUUGUACUUUCCAACAGAUGUUUAUUUUUUCACUGUAACAUUGAACAGGUAACAUUGUACUUGGCAAAAUAAGCGAAUUAAAUAUUUUUUUGGUUUAUUUUCGACAUUAUGUCCUUCCUCAAGCAGCUAUGAAGGUGUACAUGUCUUAGUGGGACUCUGAAGUUCAGAUGGAAACGCGGAAAGAGUACCACAUACUUAUUUUGUCCCAAUUAUUUCGAUUUUUUUUUUUUUUACACCACAAUCAUAGUCUCAUUUGCUAAUUGUACUCUUUUUGAGUAGCAGCUCUAAAUUUGGUACAUGAAUCACCAUAAAGUUCCUGUUUUUCAUUUAAGUUUGUUUCUCUGUAUGACUGGAACCACUGAAUGAUGUCUAUCAAAGACUUUUUUUUUUCUUUUUGGCUUUGUAAUUAACUCUGGCCAUGUUUGGUGACAAAUACAUCGAGGGGUUGUUUGAACCCAGUUUGCAUUGCACAUUUUUUGGCGAUAAAAGUCUUUAUACUACAGCGUCAUAAUUCAGAUGGCAGAUAUAUUUCAAAUCCGUUUGGUUUGACAAUGAGGGCUUUAACAUUAUGUGUUGGAAGAGAUUUGAAACAAACUUACUGUAACCUUCUGUUCUGAUUUUGAAUAACUUUAUUUUAAAUG
This is a messenger RNA of Stegastes partitus (bicolor damselfish), 2624 nucleotides long. It is a transcript of the gene eif4ebp2, whose product is annotated as eukaryotic translation initiation factor 4E binding protein 2. Gene Ontology annotation, biological process: negative regulation of translational initiation. Gene Ontology annotation, cellular component: cytoplasm. The record is from RefSeq and is a predicted model, not a curated record. The transcript is spliced from 3 exons. Bases 193 to 537 code for a protein of 114 amino acids. Lineage: Eukaryota; Metazoa; Chordata; Actinopteri; Pomacentridae. Gene Ontology annotation, molecular function: eukaryotic initiation factor 4E binding.